Molecule: messenger RNA, 486 nt
Organism: Necator americanus (New World hookworm)
Lineage: Eukaryota; Metazoa; Nematoda; Chromadorea; Rhabditida; Ancylostomatidae
Exons: 4
Coding region: 1-486 (161 amino acids)
Source: RefSeq, a predicted model, not a curated record
AUGGCGAUAAUUUCCCACCUGAUACUGCUCUCAUUAGCCGUAUACGCAUCUUCUUAUGCGGAUAUCAUGGACGGAAAAGAGUCUCCGACUGCUGAAAACCAAUUCGACAUCUCUCCGCAAUCGAUGUCGGUGGAUACAAUUGGAAGACUUGGAGAGAACAACGAUAUAUAUGCAUCAGCGACAAUAAAUGAUGAUUCGUAUCGUUACCCAUUGACGGCUUAUCGCUCACCAGGAUACCCAAUGAUGUCACCUUAUUAUGGUAGUAUACCGUAUCUUAACAGAAUGAACACACCUUUCAACCGUUUUGGAUACCAGCAGUUCAAUCGAUAUCCGUUCGUUGGUCAAGCUGGAAUGUAUCCACAGUUCAAUCAAAACCAGUGGAGGAGUGCAUAUAAUCCCCUAGCAACUAAUUCGGACAUUCAAUUUUCCUAUCUGAUGACUCAUCCACAGGCAGCAAUGACUUAUCAGAACUUAGCAUAUAACUAG